Messenger RNA from Physcomitrium patens, 2371 nucleotides. The record is from RefSeq and is a predicted model, not a curated record. Lineage: Eukaryota; Viridiplantae; Streptophyta; Bryopsida; Funariales; Funariaceae.
UCUAUUCUGUCGUCUGCCCCUCUACUGCCAUUCCAAUUGCGGUUCCGAGCCUGUUGUGUCUUGCCCCGAGGUUCACGGCGUUUGAUGUCGGAGACGGUGGUUUCAUGCGCGUGGUGUCGCGAGGACGGCUUGUGUGUUGUGUUGUCCGAGGUCGAGGUCUACUGUAGCUGUUCUGUGAUGUCUGCCUUGCUGAAUUGGGACUGGACGUGAUGAGACUUGUGUUUUUGUGUGCUUUUCGCUACUGAGUUUGCUGUUUGCGAGUUUGUCAAUAGUAUGCGAGUGACUUCGGUUUGGUCCUGUGGAUAUGUCGCUGGAAAUUCGUCGUUCGACACUUGGAUUUGGGAUACCCGUGGACCUAACCUGAUGGAGCGUCUCCGGUGGUCGGACACCAUUGGGCUCCAAUUGGUCGAUGAGUGGGUCUGAAAAAUCCGAGGGCAGGAGCUUAGACUGCAUGAGUGUCGACAGGGGAGCAUCGUGGAGGCGCUUGACAACAACAUCGAAUGAUUCUGGAGUUGAAGCAGGUUUUACAAAUGAGGAUGGUGGGAGACGGGUCAGUGAAAGGCUUCUCGAAGGACACGGUUUCAAAGGACCGUGGCGGGAACUCUUCGACGGCCACAGCCGUGGUUCUGGUGGAUUCAGAUUCGGAUGAAAGUUGCGUUGAGGUUCAAGGCACGAGGGGUACCAAAUUGGAGGCGGUUGCGCAGGACCAUGUUUUUAGAAGGCAUGAUCAACGGGUGCUUGACAAGGCAUUGUCAGAGCUCGUGGGUUUGUUUCCGAACUCAUGCAUGGAAGCAGCUGCUGCGGAUCUAUCAGCACAGUUGAAGCGAACCUCGCCAGAGAUGGCUUUGAAGAGGGUCAUCAACAGUUACAAAGAGCAUGGUGUGCCGGGGCCAGAUAGCGUAGCACAAAGUGAACGAAAAUCUGUUGGACGUGGCAGGAUUGCAAGACGAGGGGAGCGCUUAGGACAGCCUCAGCUGGGAGUACGAGCUGGUGAAGCGCAUCGAAGUCAUGAGCCUCACCUCCCCUGCGCUUGUAUUGAGCGAGAGAGGGAGUCUGUUCUGAAUGUUUUGAAGGACGGUGCGCGAAAUGCCACUGGUGCAUUGAAUGCGGACGUGGAACUUGAGAAGGGGACCCACAAGGACGCCGACGAGAGCGAUGUAUCCGGGAACAUCGAGUGUGGGUGUUGCUUUUCAGAAUAUAGAUUCGAGGAAAUGGUUCAGUGCGCAGAGGGACACCUUUUUUGCUUCACCUGCUUGCGGCGGAGGGUGGAGGAGUCAACUUUUGGAGGAUCUCAGGCGUGCAGUUCUCUUGCCUGCAUGGAUACGAGUGGCUGUGAAGAGUACUUUCCUUGGUCUGAGGUGAAACGAGCCUUGCCUUCUGAUGUGUUCGCCAAGUACGAGCAACGUCAAGCUGAGGACGCAGUCGUGCAGGCGAAACUAACAGGAUUGGUGUAUUGCCCAUUUUGUAACAUGCCGUGGGAAGUGGAUCCAGGCUUGCGAGUCCUGAAGUGUGCGAAUGAGCGUUGUCAGAAACAGGCAUCAUGCGUCAAUUGCAGAGAGCCUAGCCACAUUCCAUUACGGUGUGAAGAAGUUGAAAGGGACUCUGAGACGUCGUUGAGGAGGACCAUAGAAGAGCGUAUGACGGAAGCCCUGAUACGAGAAUGCUCGGCCUGCAAAGCUGCGUUGUUGAAAAGCGGCGGCUGCAACAAGGUUACAUGUAGGUGUGGCCAAACCAUGUGCUAUUUGUGCCGGCAGCCCAUUUCUCCCAAUUAUUCACACUUCUGCCAAGUACUUUCUCAACCAUGCAGGGGCUCGUAAAGGUGACUGCAACAUCUGUAAGAAAUGUAGUCUCUGGGAAAUGGAAGAAGAGGAUGAGAUUGUAAAAUCAGCGAGAGAGGCAGCAAUGAAUGAGUUGAUACUGAAUGAUCAGAACCUCCUCAAGCGGACGAUAGGUCCAACACUGGAAAAUGCACAUCAGAAGAAACACAGGCCUCCACCUCGACCUCCUGCUGGUCUGUUUCGACCUCCACCUCCAGAGCACUACAACCGAGUGGCCCAAGCCAUGGUUCAUGUAUCAGUCGCAGAACAGAAAACAUAGAUCGACCAGUUUUACGUUCCCAAGCACCUACUGAUUUGAUAAUUGAUGUGGAGGUUAGAUCUUGCGCAUACUUUGUGCUUACGUAUGGGGAUUUAGAUCAAUCGUAGAGUGUUAAACCAGUAAUUGCAAUGUAUAUAAGUCGGGUUUUCAAAAGUACAUGAACCUUAGAUGUCAUUUUCUUACUGUGAAUGCAUUCCAUGCAGUCAACCAUUGAUAAAUGCAUAUUUUGUGAACGUUUUACAUUGUGAAAUUGUAAAAUUUCAACAUUCUUGGA